UAAUAAUAGGCGAUGUUUGCAAAGUAAUUUGCCUCUUCCUUGGCCAAUGGGAGACGGAGCACUUUUCCAUCAAACCUCCCUUUUCAGGAUCUGUCGAGAGGCGAGCUCCUCCAAAUGUUACCGCUACACGGCCGGAGUGAGACUUGACGCCUCAGCCUCUACUCCUACUCCUACUACUACUACUCCUACUUGUACUACUGCUACUCUCCGAGGCGUCGUUUCCACAGCGAUCCGGACGAAUGAAGACUGAAGGAUCUAUUUCGGCGCAUAAUGUUGGGAUGGAGUUUCGAGACUUGUUUGGCUCCAUGGAAGACUAGAGAAGGUUCUCCUGACUCGGAUGCGCUCUUCUUCUAUGGUGGAUUAUUAUUACGAUUAUUGUCGCGCUCGCUGAGAUUCGCUUCGCUCCUCUCGCUCCGAUCACCCUCGUCGGACUAUGGCCUCGGAUCUCGGGGUCCCAGGGGCCGGCGUCUUUGGAGAUUUACCCCCGAGUUACACGCGAUCGCAGCCGCCAGCGAACCCGGACCUGCUCCGGAGACCCAGCUACUGCCACGCCGCUUUCGCACUUAAACAGAUCUCCAAGGGUAAGGCAGUAGGUCAGAAAGCCCCUCUGUGGAUCCGCGCCAGGUUCCAGGCCCUGCUCUUCUCUUUGGGCUGCCACAUCCAGAGGCACUGUGGCAAGGUGCUCUUUAUCGGACUCUUAGUGUUCGGAGCUCUUUCCGUCGGACUGCGAGUGGCCGCCAUCGAGACUGACAUCGAACAGCUAUGGGUGGAAGCUGGCAGUCGGGUGAGCCAGGAGCUUCGCUACACCAGAGAAAAGCAAGGAGAGGAGUCGGUGUUUACCUCACAAAUGCUCAUUCAGACUCCCAAAGAAGAAGGCACUAAUAUUCUGACCCAGGAAGCUCUGCUGGUUCACAUGGAAGCGGCCCUCUCCGCCAGCAAGGUCCAGGUGUCACUGUUUGGAAAGUCGUGGGAUCUUAACAAAAUAUGCUAUAAAUCCGGAGUCCCGAUCAUAGAAAACGUCAUGAUUGAACGAAUGAUUGACAAGCUUUUCCCUUGUAUGAUAAUCACACCGCUGGACUGUUUUUGGGAAGGUGCUAAACUGCAGGGUGGCUCCGCCUACUUACCGGGUAUGCCUGAUAUCCAGUGGAUGAAUCUGGAUCCAGUGAAACUGAUGGAGGAGCUGAGUCAGUUCACCUCACUGGAAGGAUUUAAAGAGAUGCUGGAUAAAGCUCAGGUGGGCCAUGCCUACAUGAACAGGCCUUGUUUAGACCCCUCAGAUCCUGACUGCCCCCACAGUGCACCAAACAAAGAGCCUGCAGAGAGCCCAGACAUUGCUGGGCGUCUCCAGGGUGGUUGCCAUGGUUUCAGCCGGAAGUUCAUGCACUGGCAGGAGGAGUUGAUUCUGGGAGGACGGGUGAAGAACAACCAGGAAAAUCUACUCCGCGCCGAGGCUCUCCAAACUAUGUUCUUGUUGAUGAGUCCCAAGCAGCUGUAUGAGCACUUUAAAGACGACUACGAGAUCCAUGACAUCAACUGGAAUGAGGAAAAAGCAACUGCCAUCCUGGAGUCUUGGCAGAGGAAGUUUGUGGAGGUGGUCCAUCAGAGUAUCCCAGACAACUCCAGUCAAUCCCUGCACGCCUUCUCUACCACCACGCUCAAUGACAUCAUGAAAUCCUUCUCGGAUGUCAGUGUGAUCAGAGUGGCAGGAGGAUACCUUCUGAUGUUGGCGUACGCAUGUGUGACCAUGCUGAGGUGGGAUUGUGCCAAAUCCCAAGGGGCUGUUGGCCUCGCUGGGGUGCUGUUGGUGGCCUUGUCUGUGGCCUCAGGAUUGGGUCUUUGCUCUCUGCUCGGACUCUCCUUCAAUGCUGCCACCACUCAGGUGCUUCCCUUCCUGGCUCUUGGGAUUGGCGUGGAUGACAUGUUUUUGUUGGCUCACUCCUUCACAGAGGCUGGAAGCAACAUCCCUUUUAAGGAAAGGACAGGCGAUUGCUUGCGCAGGACUGGAACCAGUGUUGCCCUGACGUCUAUCAACAAUAUGAUUGCUUUCUUCAUGGCAGCGCUCGUACCCAUCCCGGCACUGCGAGCCUUCUCUUUGCAGGCGGCCAUUGUGGUUGUGUUUAACUUUGCCAUGGUGCUGCUCAUCUUCCCGGCCAUCCUCAGUUUGGACCUUCACCGGCGUGAGGACAAGCGCCUGGACGUACUGUGCUGCCUGUACAGCACCUGCUCCGACCGUGUUAUCCACCUUUCUCCCAGCGAGCUGUCAGAUGCCGGAGAGCAGCAGCAUACGCCAACGGCAGCGACGGCGCACGCACACCAAUAUACUGGAGGGUCAACUAUUACCACCAGCACCCAGAUCACGACCACGGUGCAGGCGUUCACUCAGUGCGAUGCAGCCGGACAGCAUAUUGUCACAAUCCUGCCACCAACGUCUCAGAUCUCAACAAGCCCUCCGUCCUUCAUUGUCUGUCCCACAUCCCAGCCCCAAGCUGUCCCACCAACACCCACUACCUCUGUACCGGACCCUUAUGGCUCCCAGCUUUUCACCCCAACCUCCAGCUCGACACGAGACCUCCUCGCACAGGUGGAGGACUCCAAAUCGGGGAAAAAGUGUGUCCCUCUACCUUUCCUGCACUGGAACUUGUCUGACUUUGCCAGAGAGAAAUACGCCCCUCUGCUUCUCAAACCCAAGAGCAAGGCCAUAGUGGUUGUUCUCUUUUUGGGCCUGCUUGGUCUGAGCCUCUACGGGACCACAAUGGUGCACGAUGGACUCUAUCUGACUGACAUCGUGCCGCGCGACACCAAGGAAUACGACUUCAUCGAUGCCCAGUUCAAGUACUUCUCCUUUUACAACAUGUACCUGGUGACAACGGACGGCUUUGAUUACGCUCGGUCACAAAGGCUGCUGAUCCAACUGCACAACGCCUUCAACUCCGUCAAAUAUGUGGUCAGGGACAGCAACAACAAACUACCCCACAUGUGGCUGCACUACUUUCAAGACUGGCUCAGAGGCCUUCAGUCUGCUUUUGAUGCUGACUGGCUGGCGGGGAGGAUUACCUCUGACAGCUACCGUAAUGGCACCGAGGAUGGCGCUCUGGCUUACAAGCUGCUGAUCCAAACCGGCUCCAAGAAAGAGCCUUUUAACUACAGCCAGCUGACGUCCCGACGACUAGUGGAUGGAGAGGGUCUGAUCCCCCCAGAGGUCUUCUACAUUUACCUGACAGUUUGGGUCAGCAACGAUCCCCUGGGUUACGCUGCCUCCCAGGCCAACUUCUAUCCCCACCCCCGCGAAUGGAUUCAUGACAAGUAUGACACCACUGGAGAGAAUCUGCGCAUUCCAGCUGCAGAGCCUCUGGAGUUUGCUCAGUUUCCUUUCUAUUUAAACGGCCUCAGGCAGGCCAGCGACUUUGUGGAGGCCAUCGAGAGUGUGAGGGCCAUCUGUGAGGAGUUUAGCCGCAAGGGAGUCUUCAACUACCCCAACGGAUACCCUUUCUUAUUCUGGGAGCAGUACAUCGGCCUGAGACACUGGUUCCUGCUGUCCAUCAGUGUGGUGUUGGCUUGUACCUUCCUGGUCUGUGCCAUCCUCCUGCUCAAUCCCUGGACAGCUGGCAUCAUCGUGUUUAUCUUGGCAAUGAUGACGGUGGAGCUGUUUGGCAUCAUGGGACUGAUUGGCAUCAAGCUCAGCGCCAUCCCUGUGGUCAUCCUCAUCGCCUCUGUUGGCAUCGGCGUGGAGUUCACCGUUCACAUUGCGCUGGGCUUUCUGACUGCCAUUGGCAACAGGAACAAGCGAUCAGCGGUGGCUCUGGAGCACAUGUUCGCCCCGGUGGUUGACGGAGCCAUUUCCACGCUGCUGGGUGUGCUUAUGCUGGCGGGGUCCGAGUUUGACUUCAUCAUGAGGUACUUCUUUGCUGUUCUGGCCAUCCUGACUCUCCUGGGCAUGCUGAAUGGCUUGGUGCUCCUGCCAGUCCUCCUGUCCAUGACCGGUCCUCCGGCGGAGGUCAGCCCCGUGGACAACGCCAGUCGCUUGCCGACCCCGUCCCCGGAGCCGCUGCCUCCACCGAUGGCCCACCACGGAUACUACACCGGGCACUACAACCCGCGUUCGGCUCGUCAACAAGCCUUUUCAGAAACCUCCGAUUCUGAGUACUACUCUGAGGUGACCACCACGUCAGGGAUCGGCGAGGAGGAGUACAAGUACUGCGACCGGAGCAACUACAUAGCAUCCAACGCUCCGCCAGCAUCCCACAUCUUGUUGGAGGCCAGCAAGAACCCCACCUUCCCGAAGUUAACGGUGGUGAAGCCGUUCAAGGAGAGCUCGGGCACGGAUGGAAAGAUUGAGCCAUCGAGUGAAUCAUACACUUCACCGUCAGCCCUCAACUCCCAGGUGACGUGCUGGGAUGGACCCAAGCAGCAGGGCCAACACCCACCCGGCGACAGAGCUCACUUCCCAGGCAGGACUUGCUCAAGCGGCAACAGAUUUCAGAGCGGCAGAGGGCCUCAGCCAAACAGGACUAAAGGGCCGAGCUACACCUCUGCGCUGCCUCUGCAGCAGAGCUCCGCGGGGGGGCCCGUCACUAUGGUGACAGCCACCGCCUCCGUAACAGUGGCUGUGCAUCCAACCUUGCCAGGAGCGGCAUACCAGGGCUACAUGCAUGAAGGUUUUGACACGGACAGCGAGUCUGACUGCUUUGAGGCCGCUCGCAGGACUUGUGGUGACAAAACAAACUUUCCCUCAUUUAAGAGAGACUCUUUAGAGCUGCAGGACCUGGAGGCGCCGCAUCAUCACACUGAGCUCAGUAGGACACAAGGUGGGUUGAGGAUCUCGGCAGCCAAAGAUUGCUAGAACCCCGUCCCCCCCCCCCCCGACUCCGUCUCACUCAGCGUGCUGGCUGCCCUCUCUGAGCACCUUGAUGCCAACAUGGCAUCACAUCACGUCCUUCACAGAAUCACAGAGGAGGAUCUAUUUCCUGUUUGGAGAAUUUAUGUAAAUCUAUGAGUAUAUAUUUUAAUACUAAAAAAGAGGGAAGCUAUUUAAAAGAGUACUGUAUAACUUGAGUAUUACUCUCGUGUAAAACUUCAGCUGUAAAAGAUUAUUUUAGUAGUGGGGGCGCUGGUGGGUGUACUCCCCCUCCCCCCCCUCUACACGGUGUAUAGAAUAAUAAAUGUGUUAUAUGUACAAAGUGUUCAGAGAAAGUGAGAUGCUAUUAAGAUAUUGGGCGAUUGAACCGACGUGGUCAGUGUUUUAUUUGUAUUUGUGUUUUGCUGCUACACUUGGAGAAUACUUUUAAGUGAUUUGCCUUAAAGAUGCAGUACCCCCUCAUCCCUCUCCCCACUCAAGAUGUUACACUUCUACAUUUGACACACGAGUAUUUUUGGUGCACUAUGUUACAUUGCAGAUGUUUGUCGUGCCUUCUCCCUCAUGUCAGUAUUAAGCCUCCAGGAAAUGUGCUGCGUCCACACUGCUGUGUUUUUAUUUUAUUCUUGCGCUACUCUCUACACCCCUUCAUGACUCCAUUUUUAAACAUUUCACUGCUUAUAAAGUCUUUAACAAACACCACGGUCAUGUAUUAUUAUCGAGGAACGUCACUGGCGAGUUGAAAUGAAAACCUUGCCGUGUGGACGUGGCCCUAACAUUCUCUAUGAAUAUUCCUUCUCACAAGUGUCGUUGCAGUUCUACUUGAAGGAGACAAGUGUUUUCAACUGCUGUUUUGUUUCUCACAGACACAACGCUGUGUUGUUUUAAAAAGGGAAUUUUUAUGUAACGUAAAGGGAGAUUUUUCUUUUCUUUGCCGGCUGCUUUGGGGUUGCCGCGACCCUGUGCAAUGAUCCUCAACACACCCGGGCUCUUCCUUAGUCUUUCUCCUCACUCUUCUCGCUUCAUUACGUGUGCUCUGGUCUCAUCACUGCCAGAUUUAAUUGCAGGGAAAACAAACCUCGCAGACUUUUUUUUUUUAAUUCUCCACAAGUGGCAGCUUCGUUUUCUUUUGUACAUAUAAAAGAAAAGUAGCCAAUGUGCAGUUGUGAAUAAUCUAGCUGAAACAAACAAGGCACCAUAGACAGUUUGUGUCGGGGCAAAGGUUGAGGGGGAAUUCAUGCAUUGUAGUUUAUUUCAAGAAAAAAAAAUAUUGUUAAUACCAUGCCAUAUAAAUUAUUUAUAUUAAAAUUUUAUUUUUGUAGUUUGUACAGAUGUUAGUAUCUAGACUGAAGUUCUAUUUUUAAAGAGUAAAUAUAUAUUAUAUAUAAAUAUAUCUAUUUGUUGCUGAGUUUGAUUUUGUUUUGUUGUUUCUUUUUUGGGGAAGGGGCCGGGUCAUGACCUUUUUGUUUUGUUUGUUUGUUUGUGUUGGUGGGAGGGGCAGGAAGUUAGAGGACCAUGAAGGAGAAGGUGUCACUGUCACACCUUGUUUUUAAGAUUUCUGUUGACCCUUCCUUCUUCUUUGUUGUUUUGAAAUGUCCGUUGUCUAAAACACUGUGACUUCUAAGAACUAUGCUCAAGAGAAUCCUUGUGUGACCGUGAUGUUCCCUCACCUGCUAUAGAAGUUGGACUAACAAAAUAAAUCUA
Molecule: messenger RNA, 6556 nt
Organism: Synchiropus splendidus (mandarinfish)
Lineage: Eukaryota; Metazoa; Chordata; Actinopteri; Syngnathiformes; Callionymidae
Gene: ptch2
Product: patched 2
Exons: 23
Coding region: 434-4840 (1468 amino acids)
Biological process (GO): smoothened signaling pathway
Cellular component (GO): plasma membrane
Molecular function (GO): hedgehog receptor activity; smoothened binding; hedgehog family protein binding
Source: RefSeq, a predicted model, not a curated record